This is a messenger RNA of Perognathus longimembris pacificus (Pacific pocket mouse), 3054 nucleotides long. RefSeq names its product basic helix-loop-helix family member b9 (gene Gprasp3). The record is from RefSeq and is a predicted model, not a curated record. Lineage: Eukaryota; Metazoa; Chordata; Mammalia; Rodentia; Heteromyidae. The coding region runs from base 669 to 2315 and encodes 548 amino acids. The transcript has 3 exons.
CGCCCCUUUCCCGACAACCUGGACUUGAGCCUUCUCGCGGUGUCCCACUGGGCCCCUGCAGGCCAGCCUUUGUGCUAGCGCAUGGGGGCGGGCCUCUUUCCGAUUUGGCUCUCUGAGAAGGCGGUAGGAGUCCGGGAGAGCAGCUGCCUGAGGAGCGCUCAUGGGGGAGGAGGAGCCUGUUUUCCUAGGCCCUGAGCCUGAAAAGGAGCAGUCCAUUCUGGGUGGACUCUUAGUACUCGGCUGCUGAAUAUCACCAAGGAGCCUAGCCAUCCCAGCGGAUCCUCCAGCGAGGUUGUUACCUGCCUGGCCAGAGGACUCUUCUUUGAUGGGAAGGAUAGCAUCGCCUAAGCACUCUUUGUUGGCAGAUUGGCACAGGUGGUAAAUUAAGGUCUAUCUCCAGUGGUGGCCUUGGAUUGACAGAAGAUCAUCACUUUUUACAGGUCUGCUGUCAGACACCAUCAUCCUUCCUCAACCUGACUAUGCCCUCUGUUCUGUCCAUAAUGUUGGUAGAGACUGUGUGUUUAGAAAAGGGACUGUGACUGCUAAACUGUCAACUGACUCCUAAUCCUUGCUAACAAAUUCGUCUCUGCUCCAGUAAAAUUAUAAAGACACUGACCUGGAAUACACUGAGAAACUCACACUGAACUAUAUAUAACUGGGAUUGGACCAUGACUGGGACAAAGAAUAAGAGCAGAGCACAUGCCAAAAUUGUGAAAAGGGCAAGUGUACAAGGUAAAGCUGGAGAAGAGAAGGAAGCUACUGGUGUAGUCAAACCAGUAGCCAAGAGUGGCACCAAAGUCAAAGUCAAGGCUAAACCUAAAGCAGAUGCAGUGAGAGAGAUAAAAACAGUGUCUAAGAAUAAGGUUGUUGCUGAUAUGAAGGAAAGAGCCUGGUCAGAGCCUAAGGUUCCAGUUAAAGCCAUAGCAGAUUUCGGUUGCAAGAAUGAGAAUGAGGCUACCAGUUUCAAACGUAAAGAUAAGGCUGGUACUGAUACGUGGUUCUGGGCUGGGGAAGAGGCUAGUAUCAAUUCCUGGUUCUGGAAGGGAGAAGAGGCUGGGAGUCGUUCCAGUGUUAAGGAUGAAAAUAAAGGUAAUACUGGUGUCCAGAGUCGUGUUGAGGAAUUGGAGCCUGUGGCCAGGCACAGCUGUAAGUCUAGGUCAGGCACUGAGGAUGAAGAGGAGGAAGAGAAUGUUAUUGGGAACUGGUUUUGGGAAGGAGAUGAUUCCACUUAUGACCCUAAUCCUAAACCUGUAUUCAGGAUAGUAAAGCCUCAGCCAGUGGAUGAAAUUAAUGAAAAAAAUCGGCCCAAGGACUGGUCUGAGGUAACAAUCUGGCCCAAAGCCCCUGCUGUAACUCCAGCAGUAUUAGGAUUUAGAUCCCAGGUGCCAUCAGAGACCAGACUCUCUUCAUAUAUUGUUCUGUCCUCAGCCGAGGAAAACAAUUGCUCUUUGCCUGGUGCAGCAGCCUGCUCUUCUAAGGGCACUCGUUCCAGUUCACAGCCUAUCCCUGAGUACCCAUUUGGUUCUGACCCUUGUAUCCAGACCAUAGAUGAGAUUAGGCACCAAAUUAAGAUCAGGGAAGUGAAUGGAACUAAGCCAUUUUCUUGCCCUUGCAAAAUGGAACCCUACUUGGGUUCUGGGGAAUUUGAAAAACUUGUUUAUAUACUUAAGACAACUACUGAUCCUCUCAUUCAUAAAAUUGCACAGAUUGCAAUGGGUAUCUAUAAGGUUCAUUCAUUUGCCCAAGAAUUCAUCAAUGAAGUGGGUGUAGUGACACUGAUUGAAAGCUUACUCAGUUUUCCCUCCCCUGAAGUGAGAAAAAAGGCUGUAAUUACUCGAAAGCCUCCUUUUGGAGAUGAAAAACAACAUAGGAUUGAAUUACAUGUUAAGCAUAUGUGUCAGGAAACUAUAUCUUUCCCUUUGAACUCACGUGGACAGCAAUCUGGAUUAAAGAUACUAGGACAACUGACUACUGAUUAUAUCCAUCAUUACAUUGUCGUCAGUUACUAUUCAGAACUUUUUCAUUUUUUGUCUCAGGGAAAUCAUAAAACUAGAAAUCUUGUUUUGAAAAUACUCUUGAAUAUGUCUGAAAAUCCAGCUGCAGCCAGAGACAUGGUCACUAUGAAGGCACUGACAGCAUUUAAACUUAUUUUUAACCCAGAAGAGGCAAAAGCCAAUCUUGUUAGUGCUGUGGCCAUAUUUAUUAACAUAAAAGAGCAUAUUCGAAAGGGCACAAUUGUAGUUGUUGAUCACUUGAGUUAUAAUACACUUACAGCUAUUUUCUGUGAAGUUAAAGCAAUUAUUGAAGCAAUGUAAAAUGAGCUAGAAAUGAAAGAAUACUGAAAAUACCAAACAUUAAAUUUUACAUCUUUUGAUGCAGUGUUAUCUGUUACAGGAUCUACCUUGGUGUAUCAAAUGAAUAUUAUGUCUUGAGAUGACAAUGUUUGUAGAUUUUUUUUAAUCUUGUCUGGAGUGGCAGAUUUUUUGAUAUUGUACUUAAAAAAUAGCAAACCAGUUCAUCAUAAGUAAACUAGUUUGAUCAUUAGUAUCUGCUUGGAUCUAUUUGUAGCAUUAAAUGGCAAAGUUACUGAUUUGAAAUCUAGUUGUAGAAAUAAGGCAUAUACAUACAUAAAAAUAACCAAUAAUACCUACUGUGUGUGUGUGUAUGUGUAUGUAUACAUAUACAUAUGCUCUUUGCCAAUGCGUCCUCACAUUGCGCGGAGACAGGGUUUAUUAUAGGCUGUUUGAUAUAAGAGAAAUUUCUAUUUUUCUCCUAUUACAGCUGUAGCAAAUAGUCAUUCUCUAACAUAGAAUUGGCCCUGAAUCUCAAGACAAAAUGCACAGUUUACUUUCUCUUCUGCAACUACCUUUAUAACUCUUAAAUUUUAAGCUUAUUUCAUUUAUGACAACCCUCUUCCAAUCUGUCAGACUACUGUCACCAUAUUUAUAAAUUUUUUUCCUUUAACAGUUACCUAUGUUACAUUCUUUUUUUUCUUGUUAGCGUACAUUAGUUAUGCAAAGGAUGAUUUCACUAUUAAAAUUUUCAAUUGUUACA